Apis dorsata (giant honeybee) is the source of this 3973-nucleotide messenger RNA. It is a transcript of the gene Cog7, whose product is annotated as conserved oligomeric Golgi complex subunit 7. Gene Ontology annotation, cellular component: COG complex. Lineage: Eukaryota; Metazoa; Arthropoda; Insecta; Hymenoptera; Apidae. Gene Ontology annotation, biological process: Golgi organization; retrograde vesicle-mediated transport, Golgi to endoplasmic reticulum; intracellular protein transport. The transcript is spliced from 11 exons. Bases 1489 to 3774 code for a protein of 761 amino acids. The record is from RefSeq and is a predicted model, not a curated record.
UCGAAUCGUUUAAGGUUAUGUUUGUUCUGAAAAGCAAGCACGGCUUCCGCGAAAAGUAUCACUUCGAAAACAGACAAAAACAUCGAAGAAAUCGUCCAUGUUCAUUCGCGUAGAAUUUCGGGGGCACAAUGUUUCGUUUUGACUCGACCGUUGUCCUACGAAUGCUUGCUUGUUCGUCUCUUUCUCCUUUUUCUUCUCCUCUUCUUCCCUCUCUCACUCUUUCUCCCCCUCUCUACACUUCUCUGUUUAUUUUCCCUCUUUUCGUUCUCUGUUCAAUUGUAUAAAUGUUCAUAACACAUAUACACACGAAUUAUACAAACAGUGAAAAUAUAGGAACAACGCGUCAAUGAAGGCGUGAGAUUGGUUGACAGGCGGCGUCGUAGUCGUUUCUUAACGACACUAUGACUGUCAUCGACAUCGUCAUCAUUAUCGUCAUUGUAAUAAUAUUAAAAUUUGCAAUCGGAAAAUUCAUGUCGACGCUUCUGUCGAGACGCGAAGAGUGGGAGAAAGCGCGUUUACACGCAGCACGAGGAAGGGGGACGGCGCAAGAAGGGAGAGAGUAAAAAGAGAGGGAUAGAAAAAAGGAGGGAGAAAGAGAAAGAGACGCCGGUCUAACAUGGCAGACGAUGCCAUGCAGGCAGGAAAAAACAAGAUCUAACGUUUGAGCGUGUGAUAGACGGAAAGACAGUUGAGAUACACGUGAAUAGAGAAAGUAUUUAGUGCGUACUCACGUUUUCAUGUAUCAGUUUGCUGCGUUGCCCUUAACGUAAUUAAGAGAAAAAUAACGUGCAGAGAAGAGAGAAAACACCACGCGGGGUCACGCACUCCGUUCCGUGCGGGUCUCGUCAACGGAAAAACAACACCCGGCGUCCUUUUCCGUUUCUAUAUUCGUUGUCGAUUGACGGAACAGACAAAGUAAACCACCGGCACCACACAACAACAGCGCGUGUGUUACAAAGUGCGUCGCCUUCGCUUGUUGUUUUUGAUAAUGCAGGUGUUGCACGGGGCGUGGAAGGGUGCGCGGCACAUACAAACGUUUUACGCACGAGGAUCCUCUCUAACGAGGAGACGUGACGAACAAAAUGGCGUUUACCGGACCGCCCGCGCGCGAUCAGGUGGAAAAUGCCGGAAUGCUGCUGCUAGGAAAGAUCGACUGACUGCCGAGGUCCGCGGCCCUAAGUGGUUUGACGUUAAGAACGAGCUGAACGAGCAAGAAGGAGAGACAGAGAUAGACAAAGACGGAAGGAAAGAAAGAGGGAGACAGCCAGUAAGAGCGAGACAGAGAGGGAGGAGGAAGCGACUGAGAGAACCGUCGAGUAUGAGAGAAACAGAGAAACAUCGAGCCUAAAGGAAGGGAUGCGCGCGAUGGUAGGGGCUGAGGGAUGGUCAAAAGCAAAAGAGGGGAAACAUCCCACUAUUUUCCACUGUCCUCGGACGAUUUCGACUACCUUCGAUUGCUUUCGACUGUAAGCAGGGCCGUCUCGCAUUAUGUCUAAUACGGGUGGGAAUUUUCCCGCUGUUAGAAACAAACGUCGUAAACGUCCUUACGAAUCUUAUAAAUACUUUCAAGAUGUAUCUGCAUUUUCCGAAGAUACUUUCGAUGUCAAAGAUUGGAUUAAUAAAACAUUCAAAUCUGUCGAGGCACAAGAAAAUAAAGAUGCAUUUGUUUCAUCUUUGGUAAUGAAGUUGCAAUUAUAUGUGCAACAAGUUAAUGGUGCUUUAGAAGAGACUAGUCAAUCUGUUCUUUCAAGUUUGCCAAGGGUUUUAAGGGAUACACAGUUUUUACAACAAGAAGCUUUAGCUUUGAGAGAGAAAAUGAUUGCAGUUAAACAAGAAAUAGAAAAGGUUGAAAAAGAUACUGCUUCAUCAAUGGCAACAUUAGAAAAAAUAGAUAGAAUAAAAACAGAUUUACAAACUGCUAAACAAGGCUUACAUGAAGCUGAUAAUUGGACUGUACUUGCUAAUGAUGUUGAAGAGGUAUUUGAAUCAGGUGAUGUAGAAGCUAUUGCAAAUAAAUUAUUUAGUAUGCAAAAAUCAUUGGCUAUGCUUGUAAAUGUUAUUGAUUAUGAGGAUAAAAAAUUACAGUUAGAAGGAUUAAAAAAUCGAUUAGAAGCUAUAGCUAGUCCAAAAUUAGUUCAGGCAUUUACUGCUGCAAAUUUAGAACAAUCUAAAAUUUAUGUGGAUAUUUUUAAUAAAAUAGAACGUUUACCACAACUUCUUAAAUAUUAUCAUAAUUGUUUGAAAGUAUCAUUAGGACAAGAAUGGCGUCGCACUAUUGAAUUAGCUCAAGAUGAAAAUGUUUCUUACUGGUUACAUACUUAUUAUGAUAAAUUAUUAUCUAGUUGGAAUGAUCAGGUAAAAUGGUGUCAUCUUGUAUUUCCAAAUACUUCAAUUGAUAUCAUAAUUGAUGUAUAUGCUGAUCUUUUGAAAAGUUUGGAUCCAGGCAUUCCAGAAUGUAUAGAAUCAUUUUUAAAACAACAUACAAAUGCUAUGCAAUUGUCUUUGUUACUUGAACUUAAACAAAUUACAAAGCAUUUUGCAGUAAAUUUACAAGGUGCAAUUGAAACAUCAUCACAUGGAAAAUUUCAAAACUCAAAACUAUUAUCAUUAGCACAAGCAAUAUAUGCACCUUAUGUUACAUAUGUUGUAAAAUACAAUAUUUAUGAAACAGCUCAACUUGAACAUCAGUUACAAUCUAUGGGUUCUGCACAAGAUGAUUUAAGUGAUACAAUCAAUAUUCUUUCUCUUAGCAUUUCAAGAAUAAUGGAAUAUGCAAAUGAAGCCAAUAAAAGAUGUAAACUCUUCACAGAUGGUUGUGGUUAUCCUGGCUUAUUAAAAUCUUUGAUUAGUUAUUUUAAUAAAUAUCUUGAAAAAUAUCAAGCUGCUAUACGACAAUUAGAACGUAAAAAAGUAAAACAUGAAGAUUGGAAUUUAUUUCAAAUGUGUCUCACUUUAAUGCAGACUAUAGGUGAUCUUUUGGGACAUAUUCAACAAUUUGAAAAAUCAUUAAUAAUUGAUAUUAUUGAAGCUAAUAAUAAGCUACAAAAUACAUCUUGUAGUGUUUUCAUUCAGUAUAAAAAAUUACUUUUAAAUACAUCAAAUCAAACUGAAUUGGAGAAUUUGACUGCAUCUUUCCAAAAAGAAGAUGAAACAAUUCUGGAUUCAAUAAUGAAAUCUAUUAAUAAACUAUGUUCUGAUUUGCAUCGUGCAACAUAUGAAGUAAUUUUUGCUCCUAUAUUUACACAGUUGUUAUUAGUACAAAAAGCACCAGCAUGGUCAACAGAAGCCAAUAAAAUGAUUCAUUUAAGUGCAGAUUUACCUGAUUAUAGUUUUGCACCUCAAGAAUAUAUAACACAAGUUGGACAAUACUUAAUGACAUUACCACAACAUUUAGAGCCAUUUUUGCUUAGGGAAAAUCCAAGUCUUACCCAAGCCUUAAAAGCUGCAGAUCCACAAUAUACGCAAAGUUCUACUGAAUCUGGAUUUACCGAUAUUUUAUUAGAAAUUAUUACUAAAGAAACAUGUCAAAUGUUUCUAGAUCAAACAUUAGGAAUUUGUCAAUUAAAUUCUGCAGCAUGCAAACAACUUGCAACUGACAUAGAUUAUCUUGGUAAUGUUUUGGAAGAACUUGGUUUAUCUUUAUCAGAAAAUCUGCAACAUAUGUCUCUUUUAUUAAGGCUAUCACCAGAAGAUUAUCAGAACAGCAGUUCAGGAUGUAAUGCUAGACUUGUAGCUGCUGUUAGACAAAUGAGAAAUAUAACGUUUUCUGCCUAAAUAACAUGUAAUAAUUAUUAAGUAAAUGUAAUGAAUAUAGAAAUACUAUGUUGUACAUUAUGUAGCAUUAUGUUGUACAAAUAACAAUUAUAAUUUAUCUGUUUUAUGUAUAAAAAAUUUUUUAUAUAUUUAAGGAAGUGAUACUUGUACAAAAAGUGCGUUCAUAUUGUAUUAAUUACAUGCAAUAUCCAAAUUUAUA